Molecule: messenger RNA, 1895 nt
Organism: Aedes aegypti (yellow fever mosquito)
Lineage: Eukaryota; Metazoa; Arthropoda; Insecta; Diptera; Culicidae
Gene: Sbp2
Product: selenocysteine insertion sequence-binding protein 2
Exons: 2
Coding region: 217-1482 (421 amino acids)
Biological process (GO): selenocysteine incorporation
Cellular component (GO): ribonucleoprotein complex
Molecular function (GO): selenocysteine insertion sequence binding; mRNA 3'-UTR binding; ribonucleoprotein complex binding
Source: RefSeq, a predicted model, not a curated record
CGAUCGAUUUGUUUUCGCAUCGCGCACAACCACUGACAGUUUGACGAUUUUUCUGCACAGUACAGAAGUGGAGUGUCUAGUAGGAAAUUUUUUUCGGAUCCCCAAAUUCUUCAACCUGCGAAUGGCCGCAAUUCUGACUGAAACCGGCCCAGAAUGACCUAGUCCCAGGUUCCGUAGUGUCCUUUGGUAAGUGCGCACGCUUUGAACAACAGCACCAUGAACAGCAGCCACAUGGACGGUGAAUUCCCAGCCUUGGGGGCGGGUUCUGGUUCUUCCGCCCAUUUGCCAUUGUCCGACAUGGAAAGAUCAUCGGCCCGGAAGGCCCGCAAGGAGGCGGAAAAGCAAAAGAAACAAGCCAAGCGGUACGAAGAGCAGCUCAAAAAGAUCCGCGGACCCAAAAGUCAGAAGAUCCAGAUGAUCGACGAGAGCUUCCUGGAGAAGUACCACACGGCUCAGGCACUUCCCCCGGGACCGACCCUCAAAACGAAGAAACGUUCCAAGAAAACCCCGAGCGAUGUCGUUCAGAUUAAUCUGUCCGAUUGCAUUCGGGAUCGGUUGUCGCUGGUGGAUAAGGGUGAAAUCGGAAGCGGAGGGGAACUGAAGGCGCUGGUUAAACCGGUCGUUCCACCGAUUGCCAUCAUCCAGCCUGCAAUCGUCCUGCACAAAGGCAAACAGCGAGAAACCCCCAAGGAGAAGAAGCUCUCCAAGUUGAAGAAGGAGAUUAUCAAUAAUCGGAAAUCAAAGCAGGAUGGUCAGCAGCAGCCAGUGGAUGGGGAAACGGAAGAUAUUACCCCUGGAUCGGGUAGUCAAGUGACCGAAGGGGGAGUAAUCCUUAACGGGAAUCACGCCGAAGGAAUGCCGCCUGCUGUGGGUGGCGUUUCGCCCUUUUUGAAGGCCAUCGAACGGUGCUGUUCGACUGAAGAAAUGGUUGUGCCCCCUGCAAUUGGAUCAGAGGAGUACCAGAACGGAUUUCCGGCUCUAAACGAUACUACCGUGAAAGUCAGCGAGGAGAAGAGCCUCCACUGUCGAGCCUUCAGAACGUACUGUGAUCAUCUUAUCACGGAUGAGUUGCGCGACCUGGCGGAGAAUGUCGUGACGAAACUGUUCCAGUUCCAGUCGAACGCGUACGGCAAGAACCCGAUCAAAGCCGUUAGCAACAAGCGCUACUGCGUGGGUUUCAACGAGGUGCUCAAACAUUUGGAGACGCGCAAGAUCAAGCUGGUUCUGAUUGCACCGGACUUGGAGCCGAACGACAGCAUCGACCAGUUGGUGGAACGUGUCAAGACCAUCUGUCGUCAGGCACGGGUACCCUAUGUGUUCGCCAUCAAACGUCGCAAGAUGGGUUUCCAUCUGAUGAAGAAAGUUCCGGUAAGUUGUUUGGGCAUCAUCAGUUACGACGGCGUUGAUAAUCCGGUCAAACGGAUGCUGGAAAUUGCCGACCAUGAACGGGUCAGCUAUCGCAAUGUCUCUGCGGGAAAGUAGUCUUCGUCAGUGGGGGGGCGCGAUGUUCUCAAAUGCCAAAAAUUGAAUCUCAUUAAUCAAACUUCCACUCCACAUUCCACUUAGAAGCUGUCUACCAUACGUUAGUAAGUCCCUCUAGUCAUAGUUAUUAAAGUGUGUGUGCAAUAAAGUGUGACAUUCCCCGGCAACCUCAAUUGCGGUAAUAUCGACGACACAUGGAUUAGGCACUAAGUCUGGCAAAUGUUGUGUAAUGUCCUUUUUGAAUUCCAUCGGUGUUUUCCCGAAGCUGGCAUCGAAGAUGUGAAGGGUAUCGCUAGUGACGAAAUCUGUGUUUUAGAUGUUGUAUCCGUUUGGUACAAAAUAGCAAGACGGUUGAAGAAAUCAUAAAAGGAAAGAGGCAUACUUAAAUAAAUAAUAUCAAAUAGUAUCAAUAA